Molecule: messenger RNA, 1845 nt
Organism: Taeniopygia guttata (zebra finch)
Lineage: Eukaryota; Metazoa; Chordata; Aves; Passeriformes; Estrildidae
Source: RefSeq, a predicted model, not a curated record
AUGCAGAAGCCCUCUGCCAUUAUUGACUCCCCUGCUGCCAAGCCAACUUUUGGAAUCCCAAAAUACUCUCCAAAUGCACUGCAGACAGGAGAGGGGCGGGUGCAGCAGGCGGGCCGCGCAGGCGCCCCGAGGCGCAGCGGAGUGCGUGCGCGUGGGGGUGUGGCCGCGGCUUUCCCGCGCAAACGCUGCCCCGUCACGGCCCCCCUCACGCCGCCCUCGGCGAGCGCCGCCGCCGCUGAGGCUUCGCCCGCUGCCCGCAAUGGGGCGGCUGCGGCGGCGGCCGCGCGGCCCCGGAACGGGAAGCGCUGCGGGGGCCGAGCGGGGGCAGCGAGCGAGGAAGAACCGCCCCCUCCCCCCCAUACACAGCUUACCCGGGGCCAGCCCCGCGCGCGCCGCCGCCGCCGCCUCGCGCCCCCCCUCCCUUUAUGGCCGCCCCUCACCCGCCCCCCUCACGCCCUUUCCCCUCACGGCCUCGGCCAUGGUCGGGCCCUCCCGGAGAACGGCAGCGGCGCCGCGAAGAGGAAGAGGAGGAGGAGGAGGAGUCGCACGGAUUCAAGAGCUCGAGCUCCAAGAGAUGCAAUAAGCGAUUGUGUUUUGAGUCUUGGCAGCGCCAAAUCCAUGAGCAGAGGCUGGUGCAAACAGGAGAGUACAGGGCUGCACCUCUUUAACUCAUCUCAGUGGAUACAGCCCAUCCUUAAUCUAAAAAUUAAAAGCAUUGUGUGGAUAUUUUAUGUUGCUUCAAAUGUUUCUGGAAGAUUCGGAGUCGCUUGGUGACGCAAUAAAGAAUUUUGGAGUAGAGCAGAUCAGAGCAAGGCAACACUGGAACAGUUACCGGGUGUGAAUUGUUCUGCAGGAACAGCAGAACCCUUGGAACCAGCUGCUUUUUAGAGCAGGUAAGAGACUCCUGGUCACAGUCCCUGCGUGUUCCAGCCAUUUAGAUGGAGCUGCUCAAGGAAGAGCUGUUAUUAACCCUCAUUUGUGCCGUGCUGGAGUCAAGCAGAGCUUUCCCCACUCAGCAGGAGCGGGGCCUGCCCUCUCUAGGUUGUGCAAAGACCAUCUGCCUGUUGCCUUCCGAGCGCAAAUACAAUCUGUUACUUUGUCAAAAUAAACAACACAUCUAUCUGAUCAUUUCUAGCCUGCUGCCUGCUUGACUCCCCAGCGAGGAGGGAAACAGCCUGUUUAUGGCACUCUCAUUUUGGGGCAGAAGCUGUUAUAUCUCAAACAUUGCAGUGAAUAUUUCAUAGCUCCAGAAGCCAGAGAUAGGGCUUCACUCUCGCUCGGGCUGGCAGGCGUUCAGGGUUGUCCUGGCAGGACAGGAAUGCCAAGUGCUCCAAAAGCUCCAUUUUAUGUGUGUAUAUAAUCCAGGGAAUUUGAUCAAAUCAGUGUAAGCAUUGCCUUGACAUUAGGAUAACCAAAUGCAAUCAAAGUUGAUUUGUUUCUAUAUGAUGGUCAUAGAGAACAGCUGUAACAACUGAGUUCUGCAACUAAUCCAUAUUUCUGUAAUGAAUGUUUUUUCCCCAUUUUUAGCCAUUUUUAAACCCUUUCUCAACUUUUCAUAUUGCUUAUAUGAUUGUUAUGCCAGUAGAUUUGGUACCAUGGGCUAAAGAAGCCAGAAAACCUACAUCCUAAUUUUCUGGAGAACUCUCUUUAAUAGUACUUUCUUAAAUUAGACCAUCCCACAUAGUUCAGAAUUUAAAGUCUUUGUAUGUGUCAGAUUCUGACACGUUGUUUAACAUGGGCUGAUUAGCUGCAGUCACAGGUUAGCUAUAGUGUGUAAGAAAGGGGAAGGAUCUUUCCUCCCCAAAUAGCAACUGAUUCUCAAAUGUGGCUUAUUAGCUUAACAAA